Molecule: messenger RNA, 1096 nt
Organism: Aspergillus calidoustus
Lineage: Eukaryota; Fungi; Ascomycota; Eurotiomycetes; Eurotiales; Aspergillaceae
Source: the annotation of a GenBank genome assembly
CUCCGGAAUGCCACGCCCACCUCUGGGAUGUCUGCUGAGAAUUGAGAAUUGGGAAUUGACACAGCAUGUGGCAUGAAGAAAGCCGCGCCCACCGCGACAGGAGGGAAGCAUACACAGAAUUCAAGCAUAUAUAGGGCAAUUUCGCGCCCAUUGAGUAGCUACGAUGCUUUCUCACACAUCCCUUUUCUUCCAUCUAUUCCCUCUUGAACUCCCUCUUGAGAUUACUUUCUUCCACCAUGGAUUGCUUUUCCACCUCGCCCCAGGAGCAAGAAAAAAGGGCCCUGGCGGAUACAACAGAUUCGCCCAGCUGGACUUCGGCCCUUGCACUUACCGAAGCACACACUAUGUCUUCUCUUUCAGCUGGCAGUGGCAAUGGAAACAUUAACCCGUAUCUUUUCCCCAUUCGAUUCGCCUCUAACAGCACCAUCACGCCUGUCUUGAGUGGUCAUAUACCAGACCCUCCUACUAUGAACCCCAGCUUGGAGUUUGCAGACAUGGUAUCGACUUCUCUGGAGGAUUUCACGUCGUAUGACCAUUAUCAGCUGUCCCAGAGGUCUGGGGGCUGGCCGAUCAAGUCCACUACCUCUUCCUUCUAUAACGUUCCUCCGCAACAAGGCGUCACCAUGAACCCGAGCCCGAAAUCGACCUCAUUCCCCAAUGAUCCAGCCUACUAUUUACCCCAGCCAAGUGCCUCUACCAUACAAAUACAAUUAUCCGCGCUAUCAUCUUCUCAUGCCCAUCCUGAGGGUCUCCAAUGCAAAUGGGAAGGCUGCCGAGCCCGAACCACUUUUCGGCGAGCAAAUGAUCUCAUCCGUCAUAUCAGAACAAUUCACGUUGCUCCCCAUGAGUAUCGCUGCCCCGUUGAAGGUUGUGGUAUGGCUUUUGGCCGCGAAGACCAUCUCCGAGCUCAUGAGGGGGUUCACCUCCGGCGAGGUUAGAUUGUUGGAUGAGUAUUAUACUAUGGUCUAGGCUUCGAGUCUACACUCCUGACCUAAGCUCCUGAUCUGCCAUCAUCCUCCGUAGUCUUGGUUUGUGCCUCCGGCUCGCAAUUCUUGUGGUGGACCUCUCUUACUUGGUUGUGUGCUCUCUCCAUCUA